Messenger RNA from Chinchilla lanigera (long-tailed chinchilla), 435 nucleotides. RefSeq names its product forkhead box Q1 (gene Foxq1). The record is from RefSeq and is a predicted model, not a curated record. Gene Ontology annotation, biological process: anatomical structure morphogenesis; regulation of transcription by RNA polymerase II; cell differentiation. NCBI's taxonomy places the organism in Eukaryota, Metazoa, Chordata, Mammalia, Rodentia, Chinchillidae. Gene Ontology annotation, molecular function: RNA polymerase II cis-regulatory region sequence-specific DNA binding; DNA-binding transcription factor activity, RNA polymerase II-specific.
CACCUGUACUGCCCCCUGCGGCUGCCCGCGGCCCUGCAGGUGGCCUCGGCCUGCGGUCCUGGCGCGCAUCUGCCCUACCCAGUGGAAACGCUGCUGGCCUGAGCCGCCGCUGAGCGCGGCGGGGGUGGGCGCCGUUGGGGAGAAGGGGAGCCAGGCUCGGGCUGUGCACUUUCCACCCAGAGGAAAAGACUUUUUUUAAAAUCUCCAUCAAACGUGCCUUAAAGCUAAGCAUUUUGACAGAAGUGUUUUAACUUAGUCCAAAAUAUUUUCCUUUGUCUUUUAUAACCUUACAGAGGACCAAAGCAGUUCUUAAUUGCUUUAAUAUCUUGGCUAAGCCUGUCCUCUCUCGUAAAAACUUUUCCUCUCGUUAUUACCCAGGCUCCCCAUAAUUCCUGUUUUUAUUGCACCUUCCAUUGAUUUACAACCCCCCCCCAA